Molecule: messenger RNA, 2781 nt
Organism: Ailuropoda melanoleuca (giant panda)
Lineage: Eukaryota; Metazoa; Chordata; Mammalia; Carnivora; Ursidae
Gene: RGS7
Product: regulator of G protein signaling 7
Exons: 18
Coding region: 155-1588 (477 amino acids)
Biological process (GO): positive regulation of GTPase activity; intracellular signal transduction; G protein-coupled receptor signaling pathway
Cellular component (GO): cytoplasm; neuron projection; plasma membrane
Molecular function (GO): GTPase activator activity
Source: RefSeq, a predicted model, not a curated record
GAGAGCCGGGCGGCGGGAGCUGGGGCUCGCCGGCUUGCUCCAGUUGGGCCGGUGGCUCUCGGGUUCCUGCGGUCGGGCUGCUGCCCGCGGUGACCCAGCGCGCAGACCAGUAAUUCCGGUAUCUGAGAUCUCAGCGGACCAAGUGUGGGGUGACAUGGCCCAGGGGAAUAAUUACACGCAGACCAGCAACGGGGUCGCAGACGAAUCACCCAACAUGCUGGUAUACAGAAAGAUGGAAGACGUCAUAGCACGCAUGCAAGAUGAAAAAAAUGGGAUCCCCAUUCGUACUGUCAAAAGCUUUCUUUCCAAGAUACCUAGCGUCUUCUCUGGGUCAGACAUUGUUCAGUGGUUAAUAAAGAACUUAACUAUAGAAGAUCCAGUGGAGGCACUCCAUUUGGGAACAUUAAUGGCUGCCCAUGGCUACUUCUUUCCAAUCUCGGAUCACGUCCUCACGCUCAAAGAUGAUGGCACCUUUUAUCGGUUUCAGACACCCUAUUUUUGGCCAUCAAAUUGUUGGGAGCCGGAAAACACGGACUAUGCGGUUUACCUCUGCAAGAGAACAAUGCAAAACAAGGCACGGCUGGAAUUAGCAGACUAUGAAGCCGAGAGCCUGGCCAGGCUGCAGAGAGCAUUUGCUCGGAAGUGGGAGUUCAUUUUCAUGCAAGCAGAAGCACAAGCAAAAGUGGACAAGAAGAGAGACAAGAUUGAAAGGAAGAUCCUUGAUAGCCAAGAGAGAGCGUUCUGGGACGUCCACAGGCCUGUGCCUGGAUGUGUAAAUACCACUGAAGUGGACAUUAAGAAGUCAUCCAGAAUGAGAAACCCACACAAAACACGGAAGUCUGUCUAUGGUUUACAAAAUGACAUUAGAAGUCACAGUCCUACCCACACACCCACACCAGAAACUAACCCUCCAACAGGAGAGGAGUUACAACAACAGAUUAAAUAUUGGCAAAUACAGUUAGAUAGACAUCGGUUAAAAAUGUCAAAAGUUGCUGAUAGUCUGUUAGGCUACACGGAACAAUAUUUAGAAUAUGACCCAUUUCUUGUGCCACCUGACCCUUCCAACCCAUGGCUGUCUGAUGAUACUACUUUCUGGGAACUUGAAGCAAGCAAAGAACCAAGCCAGCAGAGGGUAAAACGAUGGGGUUUUGGCAUGGAUGAAGCCCUGAAAGACCCAGUUGGGAGAGAACAGUUCCUUAAAUUUCUGGAGUCAGAAUUCAGCUCAGAAAAUUUAAGAUUCUGGCUCGCAGUGGAGGACCUGAAGAAAAGGCCUAUUAGAGAAGUCCCUUCCCGAGUUCAGGAAAUAUGGCAAGAAUUUCUGGCUCCAGGAGCCCCCAGUGCCAUUAACUUGGAUUCUAAGAGCUAUGACAAAACCACACAGAAUGUGAAGGAGCCUGGGCGAUACACAUUCGAAGAUGCUCAGGAGCACAUUUACAAAUUGAUGAAAAGUGAUUCAUACCCACGUUUUAUAAGAUCCAGUGCCUAUCAAGAGCUUCUACAGGCAAAGAAAAAGGGCAGAAACAUCCCUAUUUUCCCAUGCCAUAAAAACUGUACACCAACACUGAGAGCCAGCACUAACCUGUUAUGAAAAGAGUUUCCUUCAAGGAUCUUUGUGGCGGGGAAUGUUGAUCGGUUCUAUUUGUGAAUUGCCAGUUGUGACUCGGCACAGAGAAUUUGAAAGACUUUAAAAAGCAGUAUAUACUUUGAACAUUCAAUGUGAUUGCACAAAUGAAAGGGCUGGAAAAUGAAGGACUCCAGGAAUUAAUCACUCUAUAAACUUCACAAAAUUUUGGCUGGCUGUAUUGGAAUCUCUGACCUUUAAAAUAAAAUUUUCCUAAACAUGCCUCAUAAGUCACCAUGGGAAGAUAAAGACAAUAUUUAAAAAAAGCCUCAAGAUUUUGCUGGAGAAAGUAGACAUAGGCUGCAGUGAACUGCUCUGUGCAAUGUUUUAGUAUUGUUCCAAAUUCAUCCUUUCCUAACAUAAUGCUGAUGGCAUAGUUUUCUAAAGAUUGGAAUGGAAAUUUCUGUGAUCUAAUUAAAAAUAAGAACACAACAUAAGGAAGAUGAAAAAGGGAAGCAAAAUGGUUGUCUUUCCUCCAACACCAUCCCCAAUUCUGAUCAACUUCCCCAACUCUUAAAAUAGAACCACAUUGUCACACACGGCAAACCUUAAGAAAAGAUCAAUAGGAAAUAAGGGGAAGACGGGCUCAAUCAUCUGCUGCCUUCAGUCGAAAUUCAUACAGGAAAUGACAGCUAUAUUCCAGACAUUGUGCUAUGUCUCAGGAGUGUGGAGACGUAGAGACCUUAACUGCUAAGGAGCCUGAUGGUAUAAACAAGAAGUCGUGACACACAGGAGGAAGAUAAAUAUUUCUACUUGGUGUUGGGGUGGGGAGGGAGCAUCCAUAGGUAAUGUCAGAAUUCCCAGAGGAAGUUAUAUUUAACUGGACAUAUAGGAUUUCACUAGGAUAAGAAGGGCAACCAUCCUUUUAAGAAGGAGAGAAAAGGCUGGAAUUACUGAAGAAAGGGAAGUUGAGUCACUUUCAUACAUAUGCACAUAACAUACUAAAAAGUUGCAGAUAAUCCUCAGACAGAAUUGUUCAGGGUUACUCUUUUUCAUCCAGGAAAACCAAAAGUAGUAUUUUUCAUUGAAUAUUUUGUUUCUGUCGUACUCUAAAGAAAUGGAAUAAGGAAAUUAGAAAGACUGUCUGAUUUCCUCAAUAGAGUACAAGCAAUUAUAUUUAUUUUAUUAGUCAUGAGAAGUAAGUUUCUAUCCUGAAAAUU